This is a messenger RNA of Micromonas pusilla CCMP1545, 3204 nucleotides long. RefSeq lists its product as uncharacterized. NCBI's taxonomy places the organism in Eukaryota, Viridiplantae, Chlorophyta, Mamiellophyceae, Mamiellales, Mamiellaceae. Gene Ontology annotation, biological process: protein ubiquitination; ubiquitin-dependent protein catabolic process; DNA damage response. Bases 1 to 3051 code for a protein of 1016 amino acids. The transcript has a single exon. Gene Ontology annotation, molecular function: ubiquitin activating enzyme activity. The record is from RefSeq and is a predicted model, not a curated record. Gene Ontology annotation, cellular component: nucleus; cytoplasm.
AUGACGGCGGCGGGCGAGAUCGACGAGGAUCUCCACUCCCGGCAGCUCGCCGUCUACGGCCGCGAGUCCAUGCGACGUCUCGCGGGCGCGAGCGUGCUGAUCUGCGGCAUGAGAGGCCUCGGCGCGGAGAUCGCGAAGAACGUCAUCCUCGCCGGCGUGAAAGCGGUCACGCUCCAGGACACCACCGCGUGCGAGCUCUCAGAUCUGAGCGCGCAGUUUUACCUCGCCGAGGCGGACGUCGGCGCGAACCGCGCGACCGCGUGCGCGGGGAGGCUCCAGGAGCUCAACCCCGCGGUCGCGGUCACCGUCGUCGCGGACGAGAUCUCCGACGCGCUCUGCGCGAAGCAUCAGGUGGUCGUCUGCACGGACGUUCCGCUCGAGAGGGCGACCGCGAUCGACGCCUUCUGCCACGACAACGGGAUCGCGUUCGUUCGCGGCGACGUUCGAGGCGUCUUCGGAUCGCUCUUCUGCGACUUCGGCCCGGCGUUUCACGUCGCGGACACGGACGGCGAGGAGCCGCACACGUGCAUCGUAGCGAGCGUGAGCAACGAGGCGACGCCGAUGGUGACGUGCGUGGACGACGACCGCGUCGAGCUCCAGGACGGGCAGUCCGUGAUCUUCACGGAGGUGAGAGGGAUGACCGAACUCAACGACGGAAAGCCGCGGAAAAUAAAAAACGUCAAGGCGCACUCGUUCCAGCUCGAAGAGGACACGACGUCGUACGGCGCGUACACCGGCGGCGGGAUCGCGACGCAGGUGAAGGAGACGAAGACGCUGAAGUUCAAGACGCUGAAGGACGCGAUGGCGGACCCCGGGGAGUUCCUCUUGUCCGACUUUUCCAAACUCGAGCGGUCGCCCGCGUUGCACCUCGGGUUCGCCGCGCUCGAAAAGUUCGCCGCGUCGAACGGCGGCGAGCUCCCGAAGCCCGGGGACGACGCGGACGCCGCCGCGGUCGUCGCCGUCGCGAACGAGCUCAACGCGGCCGCGCCCGCGGGCGCGAAGCUGGAUGACGUGGACCCGGACGGCGUGCUGACGCUCCUCGCGAAGACGUCGCGCGGGUGCGUCUCGCCGAUGUGCGCGAUGUUCGGCGGCGUCAUCGGCCAGGAGGUGGUGAAGGCGUGCACGGGGAAGUUUCACCCGCUGUUUCAGUGGUUCUACUUCGACUCCGUGGAGUCGCUGCCGCCGAUCGAGACGCUCACGGCGGAGGAGGUGGCCCCGGAAGGGAGCAGGUACGACGCGCAAAUCGCGUGCUUCGGCCGCACGCUUCAGCGGAAGAUCGAGAAACAGAAGAUCUUCCUCGUCGGCGCGGGCGCGCUCGGGUGCGAGUUCAUCAAGAACUUCGCGCUCAUGGGGCUCUGCUGCGGCGAAGAAGGGAAAGUCACGGUCACGGACGACGACGUCAUCGAAAAGUCGAACCUCUCGCGGCAGUUUCUGUUCCGCGACUGGAACAUCGGCCAGGCGAAGAGCGACUGCGCGGCCAACGCGGCCAAGGCGAUCAACGCGAAGCUCAACGUCGUCCCGCUGCAAAAUCGCGUCUCCCCGGACACCGAGGACGUGUUCGACGACGCGUUUUGGUCCGGUCUGGACGUCGUCGUGAACGCGCUCGAUAACGUCAACGCGCGUCUGUACGUCGACUCGCGGUGCGUGUACUUUGGAAAGCCGCUUCUCGAGUCCGGGACGCUCGGGACGAAGUGCAACACGCAGAUGGUGAUCCCCGGACUCACGGAGAAUUACGGCGCGUCGCGCGAUCCCCCGGAGAAGUCCGCGCCGAUGUGCACGCUGCAUUCGUUCCCGCACAACAUCGAUCACUGCCUGACGUGGGCGCGGAGCGAAUUCGAAGGCGCGUUUGAAAAGUCCCCCGCGGAGGCGAACGCGUACCUCGCCAAGCCGGAGGAGUACGCCGCCGCCGCGCGAGCGGCCGGGGACGCGUCCGCGCGGGAGAACGUCGAGAAAGCCGCGGAGUGCCUCCUCGGCUCGCGGUGCUCGACGUACGAGGAAUGCGUGCGGUGGGCCAGACUUCGGUUCCAAGAGGUCUUCCACGACAAGAUCGCGCAGCUCGUGUACACGUUUCCCCAGGACUGCGUCACGUCCACGGGGAACGCGUUCUGGUCCGCCCCGAAGCGGUUCCCUCACGCGCUCACGUUCUCGACGUCGGACGCCUCGAACCUGGUCUUGAUGCGCGCGAUGGCGAACCUGAAAGCGGAGGUGCACGGCGUGACGAGACCGGAGUGGGUCACGGACGACGCGGCGUUCGCCGCCGCCGUGGACGCGGUGCCCGUCGCGCCGUUCGAGCCCAAGACCGGGGUCAAGAUCGAGACGGACCCGAAGGCGACCGCGGCGGUUUCGGGCUCGGACAUGGACGACGAGGCCACGAUCAACGACCUCCUCGAGAAGCUUGACGCCGUGCGCGCGACGUUCACGGCGGACUACCGUCUCGAGGUGAUCGAGUUCGAGAAGGACGACGACUCCAACUUCCACAUGGACGCCAUCGCGGGUCUGAGCAACAUGCGCGCGAGGAACUACGACAUCCCGGAGGUGGACAAGCUCAAGGCGAAGUUCAUCGCCGGGCGGAUCAUCCCCGCGAUCGCGACGACGACGGCGAUGGCGACCGGGUUGGUGUGUCUCGAGCUGUACAAGGCGCUCAACGGCGCGAAGAUGGAGGCGUACCGGAACACGUUCGCCAACUUGGCGCUGCCGCUGUUCGCGAUGGCGGAGCCCAUCGCGCCCAAGUCUUUCGCGUUCAAAGACCUGAAGUGGACGCUGUGGGAUCGCUGGGUGUUAGAGGGCGACUUCACGGUGAAGGAGCUUCUGGACUGGUUCGCCGCGAAGGAGCUCACGGCGUACUCCGUGUCGUGCGGGCAGUCGCUGAUUUACAACAACAUCUUCCCCAAGCACAGAGAGCGCAUGGAUCAAAAGGUGAGCGACCUCGUGCGGACGGUGGCGAAGCUGGAGGUGCCGGAGAAGCGGUCGCACUUCGACAUCGUCGUCGCGUGCGAGGACGAGGAGGGCGAGGACAUCGACGUCCCGCUCGUGUCGAUCAAGUUCCGCUGAGGUGAUGGACGAGAGGCGGUCGAGGAGGGAAGACGAGGGAGAGGGAGACGACGAGAGAGAGCGUCGACGCGUGCGAAACGAAAUCGGCACGUGCGCGUGCAAAAAUAAAAUUCAACGAGAGUCACGGUCAGGGCGAAAUUUUGAAAGGUAAAA